Scomber scombrus (Atlantic mackerel) is the source of this 3621-nucleotide messenger RNA. RefSeq names its product coagulation factor XIII, A1 polypeptide b (gene f13a1b). Gene Ontology annotation, molecular function: protein-glutamine gamma-glutamyltransferase activity. Gene Ontology annotation, biological process: blood coagulation, fibrin clot formation; peptide cross-linking. The record is from RefSeq and is a predicted model, not a curated record. Lineage: Eukaryota; Metazoa; Chordata; Actinopteri; Scombriformes; Scombridae. The transcript is spliced from 15 exons. Bases 105 to 2330 code for a protein of 741 amino acids.
CCGACUCCAACCAAGCCCAGCGUCUCACUCCAGCUUCAACUGAGGUGCGUCCACUCUGCAUUUAAAGUCCUGAGAGGAAUCAUCCAGCCUGAGCUAUCACCACCAUGUCUGACCAAAGUACCAACCCGACCCCUUCUCCUGCCCCCCCUACUCCCACUGGACGCCCUCCAAAGGUGUCCGGCCGUGGUCGUGCCGCAGGUCCCAGCUCCAACUCCAACUCUGACUCAGUGGACAUACCUGAGUUUGAGCCAUUUGGCGUGGUGGGUCCGAGAGGUCUUCCACCUCUGACUGAGUUCUUGGACAUCUGGGACGUGGACAUGAUGAGGAGGCCAGAUGAGAUCAACAAGAAGCGUCACCACACUGUGUUGUACAACUCUGAGAAUCUCAUCGUCCGCAGAGGACAGGAGUUCGAGGUCAAGAUCACCUUCAGCCGUGCCUACAAACCUACUGACAAAAUUGCUGUGGAAUUUGUCAUCGGUUCGAACCCUCAGUACAGCAAGGGCACCUACAUCCCUGUCUUCCCAACCAAAGAGCGCCAGACCAUCUGGGAGGGCCGAAUCACCAACACCACUGACAAUGUGGUCACCAUGGCCAUCACUCCCGCCGCCAAUUGCAUUGUGGGGAAGUAUCACAUGUACAUUGCUGUGUCAACACCGUACGGCAUCCGCAGGACCAGACGGGAUAAAAGUCGGGACCUCUACAUCCUCUUCAACCCUUGGGUGGCAGAUGAUGCCGUGUUUCUGGAUGAUGAGGAGGAGAGGGAGGAGUGCGUGAUGUCUGAGAUGGGGAUCAUCUACCAUGGCGCCUUCGACGAUGUCGCUGAAAGAAACUGGAACUAUGGACAGUUUAACUAUGGAGUCCUGGAUGCCUGUCUGUACAUCCUGGACAAGUCUGAGAUGCCCAUCACCAACAGAGGAGAUCCCAUCAAGGUGACCAGGAAGGCCUCUGCCAUGCUGAACUCGCGCGAUGACGAAGGUGUGCUGGUGGGGAACUGGAGCGGCGACUACACCUACGGAGUGGCACCCACUUCCUGGACAGGCAGCACAGACAUCCUCCUAACCUUUGCCAGCAGCAGGAUGCCCGUCUGCUACGCUCAGUGCUGGGUCUACGCCGCUGUCUUCAACACCUUCCUGCGCUGUCUCGGCAUACCGGCCCGAGUCGUCACCAACUUCUACUCUGCCCAUGACAACGAUGGAAACCUGAAGACUGACAUAAUCCUGGAUGAGGAGGGAAGGAUUGAUCGCAACCGCACCAGAGACUCUAUCUGGAACUAUCACUGCUGGAAUGAGUGCUACAUGUCCAGACCAGACCUCCCAACUGGCUUUGGAGGCUGGCAGGUUGUGGAUGCAACACCACAGGAGACCAGUGAUGGCAUGUACAGAUGUGGACCCGCAUCAGUCCAGGCCAUCAAACAUGGACAGAUAUGCUACCCAUUCGAUGCUGCCUUUGUGUUUGCUGAGGUUAACAGCGAUGUGGUGUUUUAUUCCCGGAGUAAUGAUGGGACCAUGGAACCAGUCAAAGUGAACCAGACUCAUGUGGGCCGCAUGGUUUUGACAAAAGCUCCAGGAGCGCUAACCCGCCGCGACAUCACCGAUCAGUACAAGUUCCCUGAAGGCAGCAAUGAGGAGCGGACUGUCCUGGUAAAAGCUGAAGAGUACGGUUGUAAACGAGAGAAGUCCAGCCUUCCUGUGGCUGACGUGGACCUGGUCCUGCCAACCUUGGAGAUCUCUGUGGGAGACGACUUUGAGCUGAACGUGGAGUUUAAAAACCGAAGUGAUGAGCGUCGCACUGUGGACACCUACAUCAGUGGGAGCAUAGUGUAUUACACCGGAGUCACCAGCUCCGAGUUCCUGUUCAGAAACCCCACUGUGACAGUUGGCCCCAACAAAAGCGUGAAGGAAACAGUGGUGGUCGAGUCAAAGAACUACAUGAAGAAGCUGGUGGAACAGGCCAACCUCAACUUCAUUGUUACAGGGAAGGUCAAGGAGACCGGCCAGAUUGUCACUGCUAUGAAAGUUGUCACGCUGCACAAUCCCAAACUCACCGUUGAGGUGUCUGGCCCGCGCAAAGUCAAUGAAGAGAUGAUGGCGACUGUGGAGUUUACAAACCCGUUUACCUUCAGCCUGGAGGGUGUCUUCAUUCGCAUGGAGGGACCGGGAGUCAUGUUGCCCAAGUCCAAAUAUUACAGUCUGAUCACAGCAGGAUCCUCCCUGACCUGGACCGAGUAUUUCACCCCGCAGAGGGCUGGGACCACCAGGCUGAUCGCCAGUCUUGACUGUCCUGCUCUCAGGCAGGUCUACGGCCAGGUGUCCGUCACCAUCGAACCCUGAGGAUCGCUGCUUGACUGCUGAUGCAAAGCAUCAUUCAAACUCAGUUACACUUCAGCCAAAAUAUAGGCCUAGCUAACAUAGUUAUGUAACUGUAGGCUCACAACUAUUUAACAGGUAUAUAUUCAACAUUUAUGAUAACGAUUGUGGUGGGUUUUCAAUGCCACAUAAAGACGUCAAAGCGCAGAACUGGUGGGUCAUAUAUACUUACUGUUUGAGAUCUUCUUUCAUACACUUUAAUGUGCUCAUUUGAACGUGAUCAAAGUGGCCUUUGAUAAGUUAAUACAGAAUUACAUGUGGCAGAGUACAUGUCAGGCAACUGGUACACAUUAAUCAAAAAAACAAUCAUACACGGAAGUUGAUCAGAUAACAAUUAUCAUGUGUGCAGGUUCAGAGUUCCCCUAAGUUACCCUUCACACUUUUGUUAAUACAACACAUUGAAUUUUGUGAACAUAAGAGCUUUUCUAUCAUUACUACACAUCAGUGAGAAAUUUUAGCUGUAAAAAUAGAGAGGGAUAUAUCUCUUACAUCUUAAAGAUACAGCCAUUAAGAAAAAUGUUGUAUCAUGCGGUCAAACACCAGGAAGCUACAGUACAUCAGUUUUUACGAUUAAAAAAAAUCUUUAAAAAUCUUAAAAAUCUGCGGGGGAGACAGAUUCCUGACAUGUUAUUGGGUUACCUGAUUCAUUUACGUCCAAUCUUAACAGUUCUUUUAACUCAGUUUAUCUCAAGUCCUGUCAAAAACAUGGGGGUCUUUAGUUGCUAAAUGUCCAAUUGCCUUCAUCAGCUAGUCAAUAAUUUAGUCUGUCUACUAUUUGGUGCUGCAGAGGUAGCGUACAAUGAAAUUAUCAGUGCUGGGUUUCCUGAAAAUAGCUUCCUGUAGCAGCUGGAAACAUGGAUGAUAGGAGCUGUGAGACUGAAUCACACGGUAAAUGUGCCAUAAAAACAAAACAAUGAGCUAAAAGAGCAAAAAAGCUUCAGUGCUGCACAGUUGGGUGUGUGUAUGAGUGACCCCUUUCAAAUUACAUAUAGUCAAUGGAUUCAAUAAAGUUUCAAGUAAAGUGCUUUUUCCACCUUUUUAUAUUCAUUUAUACAAUCUGUUUCUUUCCAUGUUUGUCUCUGUGUAACACCUAAUGCAAAUAUCAACCAAAUAAAGGAUUGACAGCAGCAUACAUUGGUUAGAAUAUGUUGCCUUUAAGUGUGCAUGUGAGUCAGUAGUGGUAGUAUUCACUUCAUGAACAGCAAUGUGUAUUGGAAGUGACACCAUCAAUAUUGGCAAAAUCUGACAUAAUUAA